Molecule: messenger RNA, 1709 nt
Organism: Mercurialis annua (annual mercury)
Lineage: Eukaryota; Viridiplantae; Streptophyta; Magnoliopsida; Malpighiales; Euphorbiaceae
Product: calcium and calcium/calmodulin-dependent serine/threonine-protein kinase-like
Exons: 6
Coding region: 117-1637 (506 amino acids)
Biological process (GO): intracellular signal transduction; protein autophosphorylation; peptidyl-serine phosphorylation
Cellular component (GO): nucleus; cytoplasm
Molecular function (GO): ATP binding; calmodulin binding; calcium/calmodulin-dependent protein kinase activity
Source: RefSeq, a predicted model, not a curated record
CUUAUUAAUUCGUCGGUUCAUUCCAUCUGAAAGUUAUAUAUUACUAAUAUUUUACGUUAUACUAUACUAUAAACUAAUACAAACUCAACCUGGUUGUUUUGGCCGGUGUUUUUGAGAUGGAAACAAGAAAAGUCUCCGGCGAAUAUGAAGUGUCGGAGAUUCUCGGACGAGGCGGAUUCUCCGUCGUAAGAAAAGGAAUCAGAAAGUGCACCUCUAGUGGAGAUAAAACCGAGGUGGCUAUCAAAACACUCAAAAGAUUAGCUUCAACCGCCGCCGCCGGCAAGUCUCCGACGUUGAAGCAGGUCUCCAUAUCUGACGCCCUUCUGACCAACGAGAUUCUAGUAAUGAGAAAGAUUGUAGAGCAAGUUUCACCUCAUCCUAAUGUCAUUGACCUAUAUGACGUGUACGAAGAUACAAACGGGGUCCACCUGGUGCUUGAGCUUUGCUGCGGUGGCGAGCUGUUUGACCGGAUUGUGGCUCGGGACCGGUAUACGGAGCGGGAAGCUGCGGCGGUGGUCAGGCAGAUUGCACAGGGAUUGGAGGCUCUUCAUAAUGCUGAUAUAGUCCACAGGGAUUUGAAGCCGGAGAAUUGUCUUUUCUUGAAUGUUGAGGAUGAUUCUAGUUUGAAGAUCAUGGACUUUGGAUUGAGCUCUGUGGAGGAUUAUACCGAUCCGGUCGUCGGAUUGUUCGGUUCGAUUGAUUAUGUUUCGCCGGAGGCUCUUUCGCAGGGGAAAAUCAGUUGUAAAACUGAUAUGUGGUCUUUGGGAGUCAUCCUGUAUAUCCUGCUCUCAGGUCAUCCGCCGUUCAUUGCUCAGUCGAAUCGGCAGAAGCAGCAGAUGAUAAUGGCAGGUGAGUUUAGUUUCUAUGACAAGACAUGGAAGAACAUAACUUCUUCAGCAAAGCAAUUGAUUACUGAUCUCCUACAAGUUGAUCCUCAAAGAAGACCCACUGCUCAACAUGUUCUGAAUCAUCCAUGGGUUAUAGGUGAGUCAGCCAAAGAGGAACAAAUGGACCCUGAGAUUAUAACCAGGCUGCAAAAGUUUAACGCCCGUGGGAAACUCCGUGCUGCCGCCAUAGCUAGCGUGUGGAGCAGCACUAUUUUUUUGAGAACAAAGAAGCUCAGAUCCUUACUAGCUUCGCAUGACCUUAAACAAGAUGAAAUUCAGAAUCUCAGACAACACUUUACAAAGCUAUGUGCAAAAGGUGAUAAUGCUACCCUACCCGAAUUCGAGGAGGUGCUCAAGGCGAUGAACAUGACAUCACUAGUCCCUCUAGCGCCUCGUGUGUUUGAUUUAUUUGACAACAAUCGCGAUGGAACAAUUGACAUGAGAGAGAUACUAUGCGGAUUCUCCAGUCUAAGGAACUCUCAAGGAGACGACGCCCUUCAUUUAUGCUUCCAGAUGUAUGAUACAGACAGAUCAGGAUGUAUCACAAAGGAAGAAGUAGCAUCAUUACUCAGAGCUUUGCCGGAGGACUGCCUCCCUGCGGACAUUACAGAAGCUGGAAAACUUGAUGAAAUAUUUGAUCGGAUGGAUGCUAACAGCGACGGAAAAGUCACCUUUGAAGAGUUUAAAGAUGCAAUGCAGAGAGACAGCUCGCUACAGGAUGCACUCCUCUCUUCGCUUCGCCACCAAUAACGAGUGUAAGGUGGCAAGUAUUCCAGGAAUAUUCAAUCGAUAAGGUGCAAUACAAAAACAGAAUUUUAUCAA